Messenger RNA from Gasterosteus aculeatus aculeatus (three-spined stickleback), 1921 nucleotides. It is a transcript of the gene max, whose product is annotated as myc associated factor X. Gene Ontology annotation, molecular function: protein dimerization activity; DNA-binding transcription factor activity. The record is from RefSeq and is a predicted model, not a curated record. NCBI's taxonomy places the organism in Eukaryota, Metazoa, Chordata, Actinopteri, Perciformes, Gasterosteidae. Gene Ontology annotation, biological process: positive regulation of transcription by RNA polymerase II. Gene Ontology annotation, cellular component: RNA polymerase II transcription regulator complex.
CAAUCCUCCUCAGUCCUGUCCAAACAGAACGUGAGCGUUAACCAGUCUGCCUGCUAGAGCGCCGGUCGGUGCUAAACCGAUUCAUGUUGUUUUUUUAGCCACUUGUCCCUUUUAAAGUAGACUAUUGUAUCGAAGAAUGAGUGAUAACGACGAUAUCGAAGUCGAUAGUGACGAAGACUCACCGAGAUAUCACUGUGUGGCAGACAAACGGGCACACCACAAUGCCCUGGAGCGCAAACGUAGGGACCACAUCAAAGACAGCUUUCACAGCCUUCGGGACUCUGUCCCCGCCCUGCAGGGAGAAAAGGUUGGUAAAGCUCAGCCUGCAAGUCCUCCAGGCACACGAUGUUCAGGCUCCCAUGCGUCGAGAGCUCAGAUCCUAGACAAAGCCACAGAGUACAUCCAAUACAUGAGGCGAAAAAAUCACACGCACCAGCAGGACAUCGACGACCUGAAGAGGCAGAACGCGCUGCUGGAGCAGCAAGUCCGCGCUCUGGAGAAGGUGAAGGGCUCCGCCCAGCUCCAGGCCAGCUACUCCUCGUCUGACAGCAGCCUGUACACCAACCCCAAGGGCAGCGCCGUGUCGGCGUUCUACAGGGGCUCCGACUCCCGCUCCCGAGUCGGAGGCCGAGGAGCCGCCCAACAGGAAGAAACUGCGCGCGUGGGCGCCAGCUAGACGGCGCCGCGAUUGAGGGCGGUCCUCUCUCCUCCCGCGUGCACAUAAGAAACCACUUCAAGGCCCCCCCCCCCCCCCCCCCCUCUCCUCCCCGCCGUACGUGGCUUGGCUGACACUGGAGACUCCCCGCUAACAUCCUCACACCAAACCAUUGUUUCUCGCCCCAGAACAGCAGGGUGGCGGAUGACCGCUUCAACCAAUUUAGAGAGCUUCAGGUUGUCGUCUCCCCCUCCCCUCGCUCGCCUCCCCUCUUUUAAUUUGGUUCUCCUUCAUUGCUACCCCCCCCCCAACAUCUACAAUCUAAAGCCCAGAAAGAGGCAGCUCGGCUAUUUAAGGACUUGGUGCUUUUCUUUGUACCCUCAAAAAAGCUCCUCCUCCUCCCCAGGUUUUUUAAGGGGGGGCGGUGCUCCUAGCGUACUCAAAGCACUGCUAUAUUGCUUCUUUUUUGUUAUUCUUGAUGAAAUAAAAAAAUCAGUUCAGAAUUUACACACAUACGUAGAUAAAUUGUCCAAGAGAAGUUUACCUUUUUAAAAACGAGAAAUGAAUUUGUAGCUUUUUCCACUAAAGAAUGUGAAGACGCUUUGAAGCAAAUGUUAGUGAAACCCACCUCAGGCCCCCUGGAUUGCAGACGAAUUCUGCCUGACACGUGAUCACAGGAUUAAAAUUAAAAAAAAGAAAACAUGACUCCUUUUGUUGAAAUUGAUGUUUUGAAGCAGAAUAUUCCUAAACUUGUAUCGUAUUUUGUCCUUUAGCUUGAAGUAGUGAUGACUUUAGGUGGCUGAAUACGUUAGGCAUCUCGUACUAUAUAUUAUUCAAAUGCAUUGAUUGGAUGUUUAAGUUCUAAAGUAUGUUAUGCAUUUUUUAGUAAUCUCACGAGUCAUGGAAAAGGCCAAUUUAACACAUGUAGUUUUCCUUGAAAUAGGUAUUGAAUGUCCAACAGUAGCUCCCGUGGUUUGCAGUACGAGGAGGCAAAAUAAUUUCCUGUCGAUGUGUCGUGCUUUACACAGUAAAAGUCAAUGUUGCUGAAUCCCCACCCCGCCCCCAAGGAAAAAAAGGAAGCAUUUUGCGUCUCUAGGAAACAUGUGUAUUUAUAUUGUUUCCAUUUGAGGAUAUAAUUAGUGAUAGUUAUUUGUUCGUUCCAUUCCAUGGAGAUUACAAGUAUGUUGUACAUACUGCCAUCAAUUGUCUUGCAAGUUAAGGCCUACCUUUACUAUGAGACUAUAAAAUAAACUAUUUUAUCCUUUA